Messenger RNA from Penicillium lagena, 1335 nucleotides. Its product is annotated as NADH:flavin oxidoreductase/NADH oxidase. Gene Ontology annotation, molecular function: NADPH dehydrogenase activity; FMN binding; NADP binding. The record is from RefSeq and is a predicted model, not a curated record. The transcript has a single exon. Gene Ontology annotation, cellular component: intracellular anatomical structure. Bases 1 to 1335 code for a protein of 444 amino acids. NCBI's taxonomy places the organism in Eukaryota, Fungi, Ascomycota, Eurotiomycetes, Eurotiales, Aspergillaceae.
AUGGGCUCUACAUCUACAGUUCGCUCGCCUCACAUCGUCAAGGCGGAGGGACUUCCUUACUUUACCCCCGCCAAUAAUGGCGGUGCCGCCCGCAACGCGCAGGAUCCCAGCACACCCACGCUGUUUCGUCCCUUGCGCAUCCGUGACAUGGUCCUCAAAAAUCGCAUUAUGGUUGCGCCCAUGUGCAUGUAUUCCACCGAAUCCAAUCCAGCGUCUCCAGCUGUCGGCGCUUUGACGGACUUCCACAUCGCCCACUUGGGCCACCUCGCUUCGAAGGGCGCCGGGUUGGUUUUUAUUGAGGCGACCGCGGUGCAGCCGAAUGGUCGCAUUUCACCCAAUGACUCUGGUCUGUGGCAGGAAGGCACUGAUUCGGAGCAAUUCAAGGGUCUGCGCCGCGUCGUGGAUUUUGCGCACAGCCAAGGAGCCAAGGUUGGCAUCCAACUCGCCCACGCUGGCCGAAAAGCAAGCACGGUUUCCCCUUGGCUCGCAGCGCAGCAGGGCCAGAAGAGUCUUAGGGCGGACGAGAGCGUCGGGGGCUGGCCGUCAAACGUGGUAGGCCCUUCUGGUGGCGAGGAGCACCAGUGGAGCCCCGGCGAUGUUGAAUAUUGGCCUCCGCGUGAGCUGAGUACGGCGGAGGUUGAAGAGGUUGUUCGUGCCUUCGCACGAAGUGCCGAGCUCUCUGCCAAAGCCGGAGUUGAUGUGAUUGAGAUCCACGCAGCUCAUGGUUAUCUGGUCAAUGAGUUUAUGAGCCCCGUCACGAACCGCAGAACCGAUAAAUACGGCGGCAGCUUUGAGAACCGAGUCCGGAUCAUUCAGGAAAUUGCGACGGCCACCCGUGCAGUGAUUCCGAGUGGCAUGCCGUUGCUACUUCGCAUCAGCGCCACUGAGUGGCUAGAGAACGAUGCUGUUGCCGCCAAAUGGGGUAGUUGGGGUAUGGAAUCGUCCAUCCGACUUGCAAAAAUGCUUCCUGAAUUGGGCAUUGACUUGCUGGAUGUCAGCUCUGGUGGAAACCACAAAGAUCAAAGAAUCCAGCCGCAUACCAAUUAUCAGAUUGACUUGGCUGGUCAGCUGCGCAAGGAAAUUCACGCGGCGGGUCAGAAAACAUUAGUGGGAGCUGUUGGGUUCAUCACCGAGGCGGAAAAUGCCCGACGGAUUGUUCAGGGCGCGGAUGAAGCCCACUCGACCGAGGCAAUGCUGUCAGGCGAGGAGCCCAAAGCCGAUGCGGUCUUGAUGGCUCGCCAGUUCCUGCGAGAACCGGAAUGGGUGUUGACGGCGGCCAAGAAGCUCGGUGUCAAGGUGUGGCUCCCCUGGCAGUUCACACGGGGUUUGCUCUGA